AAAUCGUUUGCGAGGGUCUCAGCUAAGCAGCUCCGGGCCCUCCGGGCCCAGCCUCCCCUCCCCCAGCCCGCUCCUGAGCCCGGACCCCCAGCUGUCCUCUCAGACACCUGUGACAGCUAAAGGGUGUGCGGGGGGAGGGGACUGGGGGUCCGGGAGGCACUAGUCACACGCACGUCGCACUCACCCAGGGCCCCCUUCCCCGCCCCUCCCCCAGAGGCUCGGCACUAUUUUGGGUGGUGUAGACCCCGCCCCCACUUCCGACAGAGCCCUGGCUCUUCAAGCAGCUGGAGGGGUCGCGCCGCCGCCUGUUGGGGCUGCACCUCCGCCCAGGACCGCCAACGCCUGUGCAGCCAUGUCGGGCCGCUCGGUGCCACAUGCCCACCCGGCCACCGCCGAGUACGAAUUCGCCAACCCGAGCCGUCUGGGUGAGCAGCGCUUCGGGGAAGGCCUCCUGCCAGAAGAGAUCCUGACACCCACUCUCUACCAUGGCUACUAUGUCCGGCCACGGGCCAGCUGUGCUGGAGAAGGCAGCAGGGCAGGGGCCUCCGAGCUUAGGCUCAGUGAGGGCAAAUUCCAGGCAUUUCUGGAUGUGAGCCACUUUACCCCAGAUGAGGUGACCGUUAGGACUGUGGACAACCUGCUGGAGGUGUCUGCCCGGCACCCGCAGCGCCUGGACCGCCACGGCUUCGUGUCCCGGGAGUUCUGCCGCACCUAUGUUCUGCCUGCUGAUGUCGACCCCUGGCGGGUCCGUGCUGCUCUAUCCCACGAUGGCAUCCUUAACCUGGAGGCGCCUCGGGGUGGCCGACAUUUGGACACGGAGGUCAAUGAGGUCUACAUCUCCCUGCUCCCUGCGCCUCCUGAUCCGGAGGAAGAGGAGGAGGAGGCCAGAGUGGAGUCCUGAUUGCUGCAGACCCAGCACCUAGCAGAUCCCUUUCUAUCUCCCAUGGUGAUAGGAGCAGCUGCCCACCACCCCAGAGGUAGCAGCAUCCUUGGGGGAAGGGAGAGGUGCACAGUCCUCAAUGUAUGGUUUGGUCCUUUUGGGACAUGUCAUAGCCUUUGACUUAGUUCUGGGUGGGGGGUGGAGCUGAAUAAACCCAAAUCUC
Choloepus didactylus (southern two-toed sloth) is the source of this 1103-nucleotide messenger RNA. RefSeq names its product heat shock protein family B (small) member 2 (gene HSPB2). Gene Ontology annotation, molecular function: structural constituent of eye lens; protein folding chaperone. The transcript is spliced from 2 exons. NCBI's taxonomy places the organism in Eukaryota, Metazoa, Chordata, Mammalia, Pilosa, Megalonychidae. The record is from RefSeq and is a predicted model, not a curated record. Bases 353 to 901 code for a protein of 182 amino acids. Gene Ontology annotation, biological process: response to heat; protein refolding.